Messenger RNA from Nicotiana tabacum (common tobacco), 777 nucleotides. The record is from RefSeq and is a predicted model, not a curated record. Lineage: Eukaryota; Viridiplantae; Streptophyta; Magnoliopsida; Solanales; Solanaceae.
AUAUAUACUCCUCAAAGGAGAGGGGAAGUGGAAAUUAGUGUUUGAGAGACAAAAGAGAAGGAAUAAGAGCAAAGAUGUUGAAAUUCUUGUCGAAGGUGAAAAUCGAAUUCAAUGCCUUAGACCCAAGAAUAGCUUCAUGUAUGGAGUUUUUGGCUCAAUGUAAUGCUCCUAAAGCCAAAGAAUCAAACCCAAGUUGCCAGGUUCAAGUCAAGCGCCGCACCGAUGACCAUCCACCCCAAAUCACAGUCACCUUCGUCAAUGGUGUCGAGCAAAGCUAUGAUGCUACUUCUACACCGGCACAGAACAUCCGUACUAUGAUUCUAGAAAAGGGUCAGUAUCUUGAGACUGAACAAAUGUUCCGUGAAGCUGGUGAGAAAUGGCCUGUUGUUAUUCCUGAUGAAGAGCUUCAACAGCCAUUUCUCGGAAUAAAGCCAAAGAAAGCAGAAGAGAAGAAGCAGUAAUCACAGCUACUCACGUUUAGCUUCUUGUUGGGGCAUUUUCUCAGCCCUGAAAUGCCUUUUUACAGUCCUCAUUUCUUCUACAGUUAGCUCUGAAAUGCCUUUUUACAGUCCUCAUUUCUUCUACAGUUCUACCCUUUGUCCUGCGAAAAAAUAAUAUUUCCUUUCUAAAGAUUUUAUUUGAUUUUGGAAUUGACUCAGGCGAUGAUAUGUGCAUUCAAGGGUCAUCUUUAAGUUUUACCACACAGUUAACAUUUAGUAGCUCUGUUGCGAAGUGCUAGUCUGUUUUAUAACAUAAUGAGUUGCGCAUUUUCUUUUA